GUAAACAAAUUUUCUCAUGCGCGUUUCUGCAACAUCUGUUUCCUUGUAAAUAAAAAUAUGGAUACAAUUAAUGUGGCGAAAUAUUUACUAGUUUUGGAAAGUUUAAAAUUAGCAGAAGAUGACGCUGAGUUGGAUAAAAGAAAGCAAGCGAGCAGAUCCAAACAGCUUUUGGAACACAACCUUGAGGUAUUGCGAAAAUUCACACCAAACAACAACAAUGUCUUGAUUGACAAAACAGUGAGUACAUUAAAUGCUUCAUGGUUGGAAAAUGAACUACUCUUACACCCAAUAAGAGUCACUAGCGAUGAUAAAGCUCUUUGUUAUGUUGUUUAUAUGCAUUACAUACUGCUGGAAAUCAUGAAUAACAUUAACUUCAAUAGUGAAGCUAAAGAAGAUCUGCUAUCAACGCGUCACAUCAGCCUCUGUAUUGAAGCAGUGCAGGAUUUGGCCAAUUAUGCACUCCACGGUCAAUUACAUACUACAUUUUAUGAAACCAAUGUUUUUAAAUGUGAAAACGCUAAAGAGAAUAGUGGCUCCAAUUACCAAUUGCUCUUAGUAUCCAUAGAGGUAUUUGAGCAUUUUUUAAAAAUAAAGCAACUGCAUUUGGCUAACGCUAUGGAGGCGGUUAUGCGCGAUUAUAUGGCAGCCAUAUUUAGUUUACGUUUGGCACAUGCGACGCAAGAUUGUUCUUUACAGGACCAAACACUGAAGGUGUUACAAAAUAAACUAAACCACAUUUGGUUGUAUGUGUCUAAAGUAGAAUAUUUGAGAAAUAUUAUGUUGCUAAAAAGUAUACCACAUGCGCCUGCGGACUUGCAAAGACAGUUACAUCAGGAAUUAAUACAAAAAUUGUUAUCGAAAGAUGGUUUCACUACGUUAGUGGCUACCUUGCAUACAGCACAGGGUGCAGAGUCUAGAGGAAUGGGUGUGAAUAGAGCGCCCUUGAGCGAUAAACAAAUUUUCGAGAUUAUCGCCAACAUUGUCGCCUUCCGUGGACAUACACAGCGUGCGCAAAGCACACUGAUAAGACAGAUUUUUAAGUUUCUUGAUAUUUGUUUAUUAAACCAAAGUGCUAUGAUAGAUUGUAUGGGCGCUGGUUUGUUAUCACUGCGGCGACUUUACGACUUAAGUUCGGUAAAUAAGACACAGAUAAGUGAGUUGAUUGCCAACAACUUUGCUAAUUUUAGUAAACCGACAGACGUGCUAAGCGGUUUGAUUGUGUUGGAACAUAAGGAACUUUCUCUGCUGAUUGCCGUACAAUAUCAGCUCUUCUGUAGCUCAACAGUUGAAUGUUUACCUAGUGAAUUAUUGAUACCUUAUCUUCCGCUCUUGCUGCAAAUGUACCAUAAUAUGCCAGAGGGAUUUUUACAAAAGAAACAACUAGCAAGUAUUAUAACGCGUUGUCUACACAAUCGUACACUCGUUGAGCUACAACAAAUCAUCACAAAAUUAUAUAAGCAAACAUUCGAUAAUGACUGGCAACAAUUGCAUCCACGCGUAGUAAUCUACCCAAAUGUAGAGCAAACACAGUUGACGGUGAAAAUAGCAAGUAGUGAGACAAAGCAAGAUUUAAGUCCCUCUCUAGCUCUGCCAGAACUUUUAAUGAAUGCUGAUCAUCACCUACUCACAUACAGAGUAUUUAUGAUACUUUUAGAACAAAUGUCCAACAUUUUGGAUGAUGAUACAGUUGGGCAACAUGAAGCCCAGAUUGAGUUACUACAAACCGAAGAUGAGUUAAUUACUUUUCUCAAUUCGAAAUACCCCGUUAAAGUAGAGAUUUUACUCUCACUCAAUACGCUGAUCGCACAUCAACCACUUAAAUCACAAAUCACUGAAAAUACAACUGAUUUUUUACGUUUCCUACGCACACUACUGCAAAAGCGUUUGAAUAAACGAAACAUAACCAGCUGUAAUGAUCAACAAACGGAAGCAAUGGAUCAAACUCUACACAUUUUGUUGACCCUCACACAAGAGCUAUUAGAACAAACACAAAUGCCCGAAACUUAUCGUGAUCUUGUGCCUGCGCUACAACAACUGCAUGGUCAAACACCUAAUCAACUAAUUAAAGCGCGUAUAAAUUGCCUACUUACACUGUUAAAUGGAGAAUUCAAAACAAAUGCUGCACAACAAGCGAGCGUUUUUAAUGCGGCGCGUACUCUAAUUGAAUCAGCCGAGUCCCACUUACAGGUUUAUGGCAUACAAAUGUUACUCGACCUGUUGCGUAAGCGUGACAGUGUAACGCUAGCUAAUGCUCACCUGUUGAUUGCGCUUGCACUGAGUACGCUGAAGAAUAAAGAAUCUUAUACGUUUUUGAAUUGCGUGCGUUUAUUUGUCGGCUUAGUACAUGUAAUGGAAGCGGAAGUGCUGGAAACGUUGGCCGAUGAGUAUCUUAGCGAUCAAGCGCAAAUGGACUAUCGUUUGGUGGUGGGUGAGGCUAUGCUGAAAGUGAGCCACGAGUUGGGACCCCUGUGCUAUAAAUAUAAGGAUACUCUACUCAAUUGCUUCAUGCAUGGCGCACGCAGUCCGUUAAAUGAAUUUCGCAUGUCCUCUUUUGCAAACCUCGCACAAUUGACACGCAUUCUCUGUUAUCAAGUGCACAAAUUUUUCCAGGAAUUACUAGAUCUGAUUGAUUGUGAGCUUAGCACUGGGAAAUAUCUGCCUGCCAAGCGGGCAGCUACUUUAGUUCUAAGCGAACUUUUAGAAGGUAUUGAUAAUUUAGUGGACUUUGAGGACAUGCUAUUACCUAUAUAUCGCGUACUCAAAGUAAUCGAAGCUGAUGAAAAUACUGAUUCAAGGAUGCGUCAACAUGCUGCUAACGGUUUGAAAGCGCUAACAGAGAAAUGCAAAAAAUUCCUUUUUCCCGAAAUGCAAUUGCAAAAAGAGAUACGCAUAUUCGGCAUAAAUGAGGCGAGCAACAAGAGUGGCAAUGCAAAAGGACAUAUUUUAGAACUAAACUAGUUUAUCUGCAAUCAUCUUAGCAAUAGCUAAACUGCUGGUCGCGCCAGGAGAUGGGGCGUUGCGACAAUGCAACACCUGCUUAGCUAAUGG
Molecule: messenger RNA, 3048 nt
Organism: Ceratitis capitata (Mediterranean fruit fly)
Lineage: Eukaryota; Metazoa; Arthropoda; Insecta; Diptera; Tephritidae
Gene: Tango6
Product: transport and Golgi organization protein 6
Exons: 5
Coding region: 58-2958 (966 amino acids)
Biological process (GO): protein secretion
Source: RefSeq, a predicted model, not a curated record